Messenger RNA from Echinococcus granulosus, 1824 nucleotides. Its product is annotated as Oncosphere antigen A. Lineage: Eukaryota; Metazoa; Platyhelminthes; Cestoda; Cyclophyllidea; Taeniidae. The record is from RefSeq and is a predicted model, not a curated record. Gene Ontology annotation, molecular function: protein binding. The transcript is spliced from 10 exons. The coding region runs from base 1 to 1824 and encodes 607 amino acids.
AUGAAAACUGGCACUUCCGGUGUACAAACUACGUGGCGAUCAGUGGCCAACCUGACUGCUGACGUGCGAAAAUAUGAAUUGGAGGGAGUAGAAACAUCCACGACAUAUACAGUCACAGUGCGUGGACGCAUGCUGCCCAACAGUUUCAGCGACAUGGCUGACCCGCUGGUAUUUGAGACAAUGAAUGCAGAUCUCAGCCUUCCCCAGAAUGUAAAACUGGAAGCCGUCGAGCCUUACACAGUGCGGAUGACAUGGGAUGUGCCAAAGAAGGAAAAUAUCAAGCUCGCCUCACUCAAUUUCCACGAAUUCACCAAUUUAACGCCGGGACAAUCCAUUACCGUUUCCAUUUGUGCGCACAAUCAACCGGAUGCUUUGGUGAAAUUUGAUUACAUCGGUGCCCGCAGUGAUUUCCUGCAAUUCACCAUACCACCAACAAUGCAAGUGAUGCACAAUCCUGAGGGCGUCAUUAGAGAGUUUGGUGGCUUUGAAAUUGUAACGAAGAAUGGCCCUCCCAACCCACUAAAUGCCUGGCAAUCCGUGGCCAACCUCACUGCUAAUCAGCGGGACUACCAAAUAGGCGGAUUUCUUCCCCUACUUACGUAUACAGUCACGGCGCGUGGACGCGUAUCGCCCGACAUUUUCAGCUGUUCCCCGAAUGUGAAACUUGAUGCAAUCGACUCAUUCACGGUGCUCCUGACAUGGGAUUCGCCAGCCCCAUCCAACGACUGCAUUACCGGCUACAACAUUGAAUGGCUUCUCGAUAACAGGAAGCAGAGGAGUAUCCACCUCCCCUCAGGCCAUUCCUACACCUUCACGGAUUUGAAGCCGGGACAAACCAUUUCUGCCUCCAUUUCUGCUCACUGUCAAGUGUCGACGUCGGUGAAAUUGGAGUACAUCGGUUCCUUCAGCAUGCGAAAACCGACAUUUGAAGCAACUUACCACGAAGACAUUCGCGAUUUGUGCAUAGUGGUGCACGAUCCUGAGGACGUCGUGGGAGAGUUUGGUGGCUUUGAAAUUCUAACGAAGACUGGCCCUCCCGACUCACCGAAUGCCUGGAAAUCCGCGGCCAAACUCACUGCUGGCGCGCAGGAAUACCGAAUGGAGAAGCUACUUCCCCUGCUUACGUAUUCAGUCACAGUGCGUGGACACGUAUUGCCCCACAGUUUCAGCGUGAUGGCCGACCCACUGGUGUUUGAAGUAAUACACGCAGAUCUUAUUGUUCCGCAGAACGUGAAACUGGAAGCAGUCAACCCCAACGCAGUGCUCAUGACAUGGGGUGCCCCGGUUAGUUCCAACGGUCACCUCACUGGCUACACCAUUGAAUGGGGUGAUGAUAUGAGCAGACAGGAGCGUACCCACCGCCCCCCAGUUCAUUUUCAUGUUUUCACCCAACUGCAACACGGACAAACCAUUUUUGCAUCUGUUUGUACAAACACUCAACCGUCGGCUUCUGUGAAAUUUGAAUACAUCGGCUUCUUCAGUGAAAUCAAGACCGUGUCCACACAGCAUCUUCAAGAAUUCACACAGAAACCGGUGUUUGCGGCUACUUACCACGAAGAAAUUGAAGAAUUGGACAUUGUGAUCUUAAUGGCGACUGGUGGUUCGCACUUGCAAAGCUUGUGGCAGUCAGUGGCCAACCUUACUGCUGAGGAGCGGGAAUAUCAACUUGUGGGACUGCACCCUUCAAAGGAAUAUGCAGUCACAGUGAGUGGACAUGUGACACCGACGCCCAACGAUUUCAGCGUGCUGGCUGAUCCAUUGCCUUCUCUAAUCUACUUGCAUGCAAUCAGUAGCGGCUCCUUCUUUCAUUCACCUUUGCGCUGA